Molecule: messenger RNA, 1127 nt
Organism: Colletotrichum scovillei
Lineage: Eukaryota; Fungi; Ascomycota; Sordariomycetes; Glomerellales; Glomerellaceae
Exons: 2
Coding region: 321-1127 (268 amino acids)
Source: RefSeq, a predicted model, not a curated record
UCAUCUCUUCCUUCCCCUCGGCUUUCCCACGAUCCCCUCGGUUCCUCGCGCGUUGGCAUCACAAUCACUCUCUCGUGCAGCAUUCCCCUCUUACUCGAUCGAUCCUAUUGCAUCGUUCGCUAAUACGCCUCCGGCAUCCCACAACUCCUUACCAGUCGUUCAUUUUACUAAAGAUCCUGCACGUCAACGGUUACCCGUAUCCGUACCAAAACACUCUUGAACCUUGGUACACGUUGAUCGGCAGUUGUCUGUGUCCUCUCCCCCCCCUUGACGCAACUUACACCACACGCCCCCCUACCACCACUCCCAAAUCCAUCAACAUGCUCCCAAAGAUCGCCAGCCUCCUUUCCUCGGCCCUCGUGGCCACCGCCGCCACUCUGCCCACUGUGGUCUUCACCCCGGGCGCCUGGCACGGUCCGCAGUCCUUCGACCUCGUCCGCGCCGGUCUGACGCUCAAGGGCUACGAGUCCGAGGCCAUCACCCUCCCCUCCGUCGGCGCGGAGCCCGCGACCGUCGGUCUCGAGCAGGACGCCGCCGUUCUGCGGUCCACCAUUGAGACCCUCGCCGACGCCGGCAAGGAGGUCGUCGUCGUCGUUCACUCGUACGGCGGCAUGGUUGGCGGCAACGCCAUCGAGGGGCUUGGAUACAAGCAGCGCGCGGCCAACAACGAAAAGGGCGGCGUCAUCAUGCUCGUCUACCUCGCCGCCUUUGCUGCCCCCAACGCUACCAGCCUUUUGGAUAUGCUCAGCGGAGAGUACCUCCCCUGGAUGAGAGUUGAGGGUGACAAGGUCUACGCUGAUACCCCAGAGACCAUCUUCUACGCCGAUGUCAACCCGGUCCUCAAGGCCAAGGCCAUUGCGGAGCUGAGCUGGCAGUCUGCCCGUGUCUUCUCUGACCCCGCGACCUACGAGCCGUGGAACAACGGCAUCGAGGUCAUGUACUUCCACACUGAGCAGGACCAGGCUAUUCCUCUGGCUACCCAGGAGGCCAUGGCCGCCCAGUUCCCUACCGGCUACACCACCUUCUACGCAAAUACCUCUCACUCCCCCUUCCUGUCCCGCCCGGACCUCGUCAUCGAGGGUGUCGAGCUCGCUGUUAAGGUUGGCCAAGAGAAGAUUGCGGCUUAG